AUGUUAUCCCAGCGCCGUGCAUCCCGUUUGACGCUCGACCCGCGCAAUUCAGCCCCUCAAGCAUAUGUGCUAUUUGAUACAAAAACUGAAAGAACAGCAGCAUACUCUCAACAGGACUGCGACAACAACGGAGAAGAAAGUGAUAAAGCCGCAAACCAUCGCGGUCUUAGCCCCUUUGCUCGACCAAGCCGACAAGAUGGUGAGUGGGACGAUGACCUGUCGCACGCCACCGAGGUUAAGGCUGCCGGGUAG
Messenger RNA from Fusarium venenatum, 252 nucleotides. NCBI's taxonomy places the organism in Eukaryota, Fungi, Ascomycota, Sordariomycetes, Hypocreales, Nectriaceae. The record is from RefSeq and is a predicted model, not a curated record.